AUGAAAGCGCGAGUACAUGCGGAAGACCUAAGAUUUGAGACAGAGCAACGUCUCUUCUGCAAAGGUUCCGCUCUUGUCAAGCUUGAGAGUCUAAAUUGGGAAGAGCAUAAAACUCGCCAACAUGACCUGAAGAAUGUACUACGACUUAAAAAGAUCUUUGAGAAGGAAGGAUGCCGUUCGCUAAAGGUGGGAAACCACAUACCUGCUAUUGUCGAUCAACAUCAUCUCGACACUGCCAUAGAGAAUGUGAAGCAAAAUAAGACGUGGAAAAUGGGGAUUUUGCCAAGUAGUUACGCCAUGAUCGACUCAGAAAACGGAUACCCAGAGCUUGAGUUUCCAGGCGGAAUUAUCUGUCUCCAUGGAUUACAUAGAAUUCAAGCGGGAAAAGCAUUGCGCCCAGCUGAGAAAUGCUGGAUAGUGGAUCUAUACCUUUCAGGAAUCAGCUACGAGACGAGGGCAAUUCUAGAUGAAGAAUAUUCUAUUGAAGAUAGGCCUUGUGAUGGUCAAAUAUAUCGCAAAAUCUGUAAAUACCAGUAUCUACCCCAGAAGGCUGAUGCCCUAGUCUUACCAGCUACCUCUGUAAGCUUCGAAAUGCAUUGGUGGUCUCGUUUUAAUGAAAGUAGACAGAAGAGACUCCGCGGCCUCUUCCGACACCGCUUGGUUGCUGCUGGAUUUGAUGCUCUUACUAAGAUUCCGGCUCUCUUUGACGCUGGAAUGAAGGUCACUACACUGCAUACAGUGAUGGCAACGAGGUGCUAUGAGGAAAUACAGCAUUACCUUAAUCAUAUUUUCACAGCUUUCGUUGGAUUUUUUAACAGGAUUGAAAAUGGGAUUCAGAGACUAGAUAAGGCCACCAUUAAGGCUAUCGAACGUAAGGCACCUGCAGUAUGA
Molecule: messenger RNA, 891 nt
Organism: Pseudogymnoascus destructans
Lineage: Eukaryota; Fungi; Ascomycota; Leotiomycetes; Thelebolales; Thelebolaceae
Exons: 2
Coding region: 1-891 (296 amino acids)
Source: RefSeq, a predicted model, not a curated record